CACAAUGAGCACCGCAAUGGUCUUUGGGUACGUACAAUACAUCCUGUCGAUCACACAUCGUCUGAAGGUACGAUAGCAUAUACACGAGUAGAGAGUCAAGUGCUAUUCGAUCAAUACAUAGAACGGUAACAAGGCAAACGAAAUGGCGUCCAGGAUUGUAGCGUCCGCCCUGUCGGUUGCAACAAAAACCGCAGCGAGAACCAGCACAAAACGAUUUUCUUCCUCGGGGGCAACCGCCGCGCCAUCUGUGGAACACAGCAGGCCAACCUUUCGGUACCUCACGGCGUGGUUCUGUCCCUUUGCUCAUCGCGCCACACUCGCACUAGAACACCACGGUGAAAGGGUCGAUUACGAGUGGAUCGAAGCCCUGGGGUGGGAACAGCGGGCCGACAAAAACAACGUGACAGGGACGGGGCAGGAAUGGUGGUACCACUGGAAGGCCGACGAGCUCAAGAGGACCAAUCCCAGCGGGCUCGUACCGACACUGAUCCCGGUCGACCCAAUCACAGGCAAAAGCGACGAAACAAAACCGGUCUUCGAAUCGCUCGUGACAAUCGAUUUCAUCGACGAAAUCAGUGGCGCUUGUGGGACCGAGCGGUUGGUCUCUGAAGAUCCCUACGAAGCGGCGAGGUGCCGCGUAUGGGCCGACAAGGUUAACCGAGGUAAGUGGGCGAUGCGAUGUUUGCUGCGCAGUGCGAAGAAAUCUGUGUGAAUCUUCUAUACGUUCCUAACGUAUAUCUAUCACCGUUCACCGAAUGGGUUGAAAUCACAAAUUUAUCUCUCUACCUAUUCUUCGAUCGAUCUGCAUUUCUCCGUGUGCUAUCCAUCGUCAUCAAAAAUUGCAGAAUUGUGCUCUCCAUAUUACGGGGUUUUGGUGCGAAAGGAGGAGGACGAACGAAUGGAACAUUUUGAGAAUUUGAUCAAGGGACUUGAAUCAUUUUCCAAAGAACUAACGAAAACCCCAGGGCCUCUGUUUCUCGCCGACGGACAACUCUCGAACAUAGACCUGGCACUGGUGCCAUGGGCUUAUCGCUACUACGUAUUUGAAAAAUAUCGAGGUCAAGAUUAUGUCAUUACACCGGAGCGUUAUCCCAAGCUGCAACCCUAUUUUGACUGGUACGAUCAUGUCAUGGAAAUGGACGCGGUCAAGCGAACCCUGCCCGACAAGGACAAGUACCUAGAACAUAUUGGGAAAUACGCCGAUUCGUCGGCAAGGUCCAAGGUUGCGAAUGCGGUCCGACGAGGCGUCGCUGCCCACGAGCUGGACGACGAAAAGGAUGAAUACUGAUAGGAGAAGAACUAAUAUUUAGACCAUUCUCGUGUUGUGUUUAGAUUCGUGUAUUCAUGACGGUUUUCAGUGACGUUGUAACGCAAACGUGUAGAGUUUUGAUGAGUCAUGAUGCAGGUAGAUCAGUUGAUUACCAAAAACUUCAUACAUGUAUCAUUUUACCCUGUGAAUUAGGAGAUGCACUAGGACGGCCAGAACCAUACCAGUAAGUGGAAACAGAAAAACAAAGAAGCUAAAGUAGGGCUAGCAACAAAUGAUUGCCAGAUGGAUGCAAUGCACAAGGACAACAAGUUAGCACUUCACAUUA
Molecule: messenger RNA, 1595 nt
Organism: Pseudo-nitzschia multistriata
Lineage: Eukaryota; Bacillariophyta; Bacillariophyceae; Bacillariales; Bacillariaceae
Source: the annotation of a GenBank genome assembly